Molecule: messenger RNA, 751 nt
Organism: Dendrobium catenatum
Lineage: Eukaryota; Viridiplantae; Streptophyta; Magnoliopsida; Asparagales; Orchidaceae
Exons: 2
Coding region: 91-696 (201 amino acids)
Molecular function (GO): protein dimerization activity
Source: RefSeq, a predicted model, not a curated record
GUUAAAAAGAUUGUUAUGAAAGACGAUUCAUUUUGGCGCAGUACAAAUUAUGUUUUGAAGACAACAUGAUCAUUAGUAAAGGUGCUUAGAAUGGUUGAUGGUGAGAGGGCCCCGGCUAUGAGAUUUAUUUAUGAAGUAAUGAAUAGGGCUAAAGAAGACAUUGCAAAAGAAUUGGGAGGUCAAGAAAGUGCCUACAAAGAAAUAUGGGAUAUUAUAGAUAAAAAGUGGGAUCGACAAUUACACCAACACUUACAUGCUGCUGCGUACUAUUUAAAUCCUCAAUUUCAUUAUGAUAAGAAUUUUCAUGUUGACAAAGAGGUGAAAACUAGUUUAUAUGCAUGUAUGGACAAACUCAUUUCUGAAGAAGACUACCUUAAAGUAAAUGAUCAACUUGAGGAUUUUCAUUUGAAGAAGGGAAUGUUUGGAUUUAGAGCAGCACAAACAUGCUACAAAACACGAUCUCCUGAACGUUGGUGGGCUCAGUUUGAAGAUGAUGUUCCUGAAUUGAAAGCUUUUGCAGUUAAAGUUCUUAGUCUAACGUGUUCGACUUCUGCAUGCGAGCGGAAUUGGAGCAUCUUCAAUCAAAUUCAUACAAAGAGGAGAAAUCGAUUGGCGGCAGAUCGAAUGAACAAACUAGUUUAUAUUAUGUUUAACAAAAAAUCAAAAGAUAGAUAUCUCAAAUUGCAGAAUCAAUGAAAUAUUGAGAAUGAAAUUGACCAUUUGCUUGUUGAUGAGUUACAAUCUGAUGAUG